AUGUCCACCACAACAAACCCCCCGCCAAACGGCGCCGCAAAGAAGCCCAAUGGAAAGAAAGAGAUCAAGAUCCUCAUGCUUCACGGAUACACCCAAUCCGGUCCCCUCUUCCGCUCAAAGACCCGCGCCCUCGAGAAACUAAUCCUCAAAUCCCUCGCCCCCUUCAACCUCGCCACCGCCCUCAUCUAUCCCACCGGGCCCACGAAGCUCUCCCCGCGCGACAUCCCGGGCUACGAGCCCCCCGCCGACGGCGAGGAGGAGGUCGAGCUCGACGCCUGGGCCUGGUGGCGCAAGGACGAGGCCUCGGGCACCUACCGCUACCUCGACGCCGGCGUGCGCGCCGUCGCCGCCGCGAUCCGCGAGGCGGGCGGCAACGUCGACGGCGUCGUCGGCUUCAGCCAGGGCGCCGCCUUCGCGGGCCUGCUGACCGCCAUGUUGGAGACGCCGCACCGCGACGUCCCCGAGGAGAUGCGGCCCUGGGUGCAGGAACUGCGGGAGGCCAACGGCGGGAAGCCAUUCAAGUUUGCGGUGAUGUACUGUGGCUUCUUUGCGCCGCCUCCGGAGUUGCAGUGGGCGUAUGAGCCGAAGAUCAAGACGCCCACGCUGCACUUCCUGGGAAGCUUGGAUACCGUUGUUGAGGAGUCGAGGAGUCAGGGGUUGGUGGAGAGGUGCGAGGAGCCUAUGGUUGUGGUCCAUCCCGGCGGACAUUACGUGCCCAUCUCCAAGGAGUGGGCUAUGCCGCUGAUUGGGUUUAUCAAGAAGAUUGCGGACGAGGAGGCGGCGAAGAGCAAGGUCUGA
Molecule: messenger RNA, 798 nt
Organism: Colletotrichum chrysophilum
Lineage: Eukaryota; Fungi; Ascomycota; Sordariomycetes; Glomerellales; Glomerellaceae
Exons: 2
Coding region: 1-798 (265 amino acids)
Cellular component (GO): cytoplasm; nucleus
Source: RefSeq, a predicted model, not a curated record